AUGCCUCAUGACUUUGUAGUUGUGGCCACGAAGAACUGCCCGGACAUCAAACCCACCGUGCCAGAGAUCAUCGCCCCGGCCGUGACCGAGGGCCACACGGCGAUUGUGCUGGUGCAGAAUGGGCUCAACAUCGAAAAGCCAUUGAUCAAGGCCUUCCCCACGAACAUCAUUAUCUCCGGCGUGUCUUUGAUCGGGACGGCCGAAAAGGGCCACGGCAAUAUCAUCCAUGAUGACCACGACAUCUUGCUUGUCGAGCCUUUCCACAACCCCAAUAUCCCUGCCGACGCGGCCCUCGCAGCCAGCCAAAGAUUGACUGCGAGUUGGAGGAGGAUGUUGGGUUUGUGCGAUGGAGGAAGCCUUGUGUACAAUGCUUGCUUCAACCCAGUCGCCACGAUCACGCCCAUGGAUACGUCGCGCAUGAGACUUGCAAAGACCCCAAUUGACGAUCUCAUCAUCCCAGCCAUGUGGGAAGUCUGGAACACCGCAAAGGCCGCAGGCCAUGAAUUGCCCGAAGACCACGUCGAGAAAACAGUCAAUGCCGACCCAUUUGACGGAAACUUUAUCGAGCACAUGAAUUUGGUCUGGGAGCCAAUUCAGGAAGCGAAGAAGUUGGGUGUACCUACCCCUACGUUGAACACCAUCUUUGGGUUUUGCCAGGCGCUGCAGUGGCGGACGAAGGAGGCCAAAGACUUGGUGACUCUUCCUGCGGGCGCUCCUCCGCCGUAG
Molecule: messenger RNA, 726 nt
Organism: Talaromyces atroroseus
Lineage: Eukaryota; Fungi; Ascomycota; Eurotiomycetes; Eurotiales; Trichocomaceae
Exons: 3
Coding region: 1-726 (241 amino acids)
Cellular component (GO): cytoplasm
Molecular function (GO): oxidoreductase activity
Source: RefSeq, a predicted model, not a curated record